Molecule: messenger RNA, 1458 nt
Organism: Trichoderma harzianum CBS 226.95
Lineage: Eukaryota; Fungi; Ascomycota; Sordariomycetes; Hypocreales; Hypocreaceae
Exons: 3
Coding region: 1-1458 (485 amino acids)
Biological process (GO): protein phosphorylation
Molecular function (GO): ATP binding; protein kinase activity
Source: RefSeq, a predicted model, not a curated record
AUGAGAGAGGGACAAGCCCUCGAAGCCAUUAACGUUGCCCCCGACAGCAUCUGGGGCGAUGAAGACGAAACCAUUGUCUAUGCCCAAGUGCUUGGAAAAGGAAAGGCAAUCAUUUUCCGUUUCCAGCGGAGCCAUGACAGCUUGCCUGAGUCAUUGCCAAGCCGGAUUGUCUGCUGCUAUCAUGACCUCGAGGUGUCGGAUGUGGAAUUCACUUUCCAGGAUCGCAGCUCAAUGCGAAGUGCUUUAUGGUCUGCCAUAGCCACGGUUUGGCCUGAUUGCAUCAAGGAUCCCGCGAUUAUCCAGGAGAUUGUCGGGAGAGCUUACCAGGAACCACUCUUUGAUCAAUAUCUCGCCCUCCUCCAUGAUACCCAGCCAAGCGAUCUAGUUGGCGAGGGUCAUUCUCCUCGUAUUUUUGACAUCUCCGAGAUUGUCCUCCUCGAGACAUUGGGUGGCAGAGGCUGCUCCAAGCGGGUGCAGUUUAAAGAUGCAAGGAAGCCAUCACCCCUUGUCUUCAAAGGAAUUGAUUUUCAAACAUACCUGCUACUUCACGAUGACGACGACGAAUUUGCUCGCACCACGGUCGAUGUUUGGAGACGCUCUACCAAAUUAGUCGCCAACAUGCCACGCCAUCCAAACAUCCAAUCGCCACCACGGUACCUGGUAUCGGUGCGCGACUCCAAUCAGAACCCUGUGCUUGUUGGUCAUCUAUCGACCUACUUCGCUGGAGGUGACCUUGGUAACGCAAUUGAAUCAGCCAAUGCAAGAAAAUCGCAAAUCCCCUUGAAGCAAAAAGCUAAAUGGUGUCAUCAAAUGUGCCUGGCAAUAACGCACACCCACUGGGUCGCGCAUACUUACCACAUGGAUAUAAAGCCUGGGAAUUUUGUUAUUGACGACCAAGAGAACCUGAUCUUCAUUGACUGGGAGCAAAGCGGUGCACCAGCAACCACGCUCGCCCCCGAGGCAGACGGGACUUGGGACGUGGAAGAACAAGAUAUGAAUGAGAACGGAUCGAUGAAGCUGGUCUACACCAAAUAUACGGGCCCAGAACGUCGGAAUAUGCCGGAAGGCAGUGGAAGGGAGAGCUUCAAUAUUUGGAACGUCUUCCCAGAGUGGCACGCGAGUUGCCCCAGAGCUGUUGAGUUGGCCGAAGUGUUUGCAUUAGGGAGGACCAUGUGGAUGCUUCUGAGCCAGACAGCCAACAACUUUGACGAGGUUGAGCACCCGAAUGAUGUUCAGGUCAAUUGGGCAGGCAAAACCGAUCCUCCAUCCCACUGGGUUGAGCUCGUGGGAAAUUGCAUGAAGGUCGAUCCAAACGAUCGUCCAUCGUUGGACGACCUACAAGCCUCUUCUGGGUUUGAGGCUGCGCGACUCAAUCCAGGUAGACCAAAUCGGUGCUUAUGUCUUUGGAAUAAGGGGUUAAAUGCCAAGUUUAGGCCUAUAAAUGAGUUGAUGCCAUAA